Molecule: messenger RNA, 3142 nt
Organism: Bufo gargarizans (Asiatic toad)
Lineage: Eukaryota; Metazoa; Chordata; Amphibia; Anura; Bufonidae
Product: cytochrome P450 4A2-like
Exons: 12
Coding region: 71-1603 (510 amino acids)
Molecular function (GO): monooxygenase activity; iron ion binding; oxidoreductase activity, acting on paired donors, with incorporation or reduction of molecular oxygen
Source: RefSeq, a predicted model, not a curated record
AACCCGUCUGGAUCUUCCUCCAGUGUGACAAUCUUGACAUAUGUAGCAGAGCUCAGGCUGCGUCCUGGACAUGUCACCCCCUGUAUUCUUCGGGCUGUUCUCGCAGAGUGUGUGGUCCUGGGCGGUCUGGCUCUGCCUCCUGUAUGUGCUGGUGAAAGCCUGGAAGCUCUACCUGAAGAGGAGGCAGCUUCUUAAAGCCUACAGCCCAUUUGAAGGUCCCAAGCGUCACUGGCUGUUCGGCAAUGCUCAUGAGUUCCAUGGGGAUGGCAAGGACCUGGACGUUAUACUUCGUUACGCUGAACAAUACCCGUACGCCUAUCCAUUGUGGCUGGGAAAUUUCUUUGCAUCACUGACUAUAUGCCACCCAGAUUAUGCAAAGGCCAUUCUGUCCAGGCAGGAUCCGAAGGAUAACUUUGGAUACUACUUUAUUACUCCAUGGAUUGGGAAGGGAUUGCUGGUGUUAUCAGGACAGAAGUGGUUUCAACACCGCCGGCUGCUGACCCCGGGAUUUCAUUAUGAUGUUCUGAAGCCGUAUGUCAAGCUGAUGUCCGACUGCGUCACUGUCAUGCUGGACAAAUGGGAACGUCUGGUCCCCAAAGAUAACCCUGUGGAGCUUUUCCAUCACGUCAGCCUCAUGACCUUGGACACCAUCAUGAAAUGUGCCUUCAGCUACCAGAGCAACUGCCAGAUGGACAGUGAGAGCGCUUACAUCAAAGCUGUUUAUGAUCUCUCCUACCUGGUGGACUUCAGAUUUGUCUGUUUACCCUAUCAUAAUGACCUCAUCUUUUACCUGAGCCCUCAUGGAUUCCGUUUUCGAAGAGCGCUGAGAGUAGCGCAUGAACACACAGGUAAAGUAAUUAAAGAGAGGAAACAGUCCCUCAAGGAAGAUACAGAGCUGGAGAAGAUCCAGAAGAAACGACACUUGGAUUUCCUCGAUAUUCUCCUCUGUGCUAAGGAUGAAAAUGGUCAGGGUCUAUCUGAUAAAGAUCUGCAGGCUGAGGUGGACACGUUCAUGUUUGAAGGGCACGAUACAACAGCCAGUGGUAUCUCCUGGAUAUUAUACUGCUUGGCUAAAUACCCUGAGCAUCAGGAGAAAUGCCGGGAGGAGAUCAGAGAAGUUCUGGAGAAGAGGAGAACAGUAGAAUGGGAGGACCUGAGUAAGCUGCCCUACACCUCCAUGUGUAUUAAGGAGAGCAUGCGUCUCUACCCGCCUGUACCAGGGGUGGCUCGUGAACUUAAAGAACCAAUCACCUUCUGUGAUGGCCGCAGGCUGCCCAAAGGUGCUGACGUUCUCAUCAGUAUUUAUGCCAUAAACCGCUGCUCCAGUGUCUGGGAGAAUCCAGAGGUUUUCGACCCCCUUAGGUUUUCUCCAGAAAACACCUCCAAUAGGCACCCCCAUGCCUUCCUGCCCUUCUCUGCCGGAGGAAGGAACUGCAUUGGGCAGAAUUUUGCGAUGAAUGAAAUGAAAGUCGCCAUUUGCCUGACUUUACAGAGGUUUGAACUGCACACGGUCCCCGGGAAAGAACCAUUAACACAACCCCAAUUAAUUUUACGCUCCGUGAACGGAAUAUACAUCAAUCUGAAGAAGAUAGACAAGAUGUGACAAGAUGAAAAAGAUCUGACAAUGCGAUAACGCAAACCUAUUGGCCAAUGAAAAAAAGAAGUUCAGAAAAUCUUCAUAAUUGUUAAUAAUUGUAUCCCGCGUCUAUUUCUACAUGGACGUAAUCCUCUUCUAUACAUAAUCUCCCAAUGGCAAGUAAUUUAUUAACCAGUCCAAAAAUAUGGCGCCACCCAUUUUCACAGCUCAGCCUCAUCCCCUUCAAUGGAGCUGAGCUGCAGUACCAGAUAAAACCCAAGCAUGGGUGCGGUGCUGUUUUUGCAAGAAAGCAGACAUUUUUUCCUAAUCUUGGACAAUUCCCAUUCUGGCUAUUCCAAUCCCCAACCCCUGGGACUGACAAAAAAAAGAUGCACAACGAAUGCUCAAAAUAAAGGAUCUGUGUUUUUUAUAAAAAUGUUCUGUUCUUCUGACGGAUCAAAGGUAAUUAGUUUCAUGAGACACCUAGCAGAAAUGCCGAAAAGGCCACUUUUGGACAAGAGUGCACUGCACUCACCACUAGAGGACUCUCUGAGUGGAUCCCAUAUAGAAGUCUGUGGACCCAUAGGCACACAGAGGUUUUUGCCUUCUCCACUGGAUGCCAUAUUAUAGCUUUAUUGCUUUUACGUGGAUUUUGUUAUUAGGUGGUUUGGAGCUAUGCAGAUAAUUUUAGGGGUCUAGACCUCCAAUAGUGUCCUCAAAAACGAAUAAGGUCAAUAGACUAUAGACUGUAAUGAGAUCCAUGGCGCCUGAUAAAAAGUCCUCAAAUAUUGAGGGGAAACAUGCCCAUCCCCCGAUUGUCCAGCUGACAGCUAUUUCUCCCGCAGCCACCAUACACAUGCUCCAUCCUACCGACUACCUCAUACACAUGCAUCCUCUGUCCUGCUGAGUAUGCAGCCACCAUACAAAUGCUCCAUCCUACCUACUACCUCAUACACAUGCAUCCUCGGUUUUGCUGAGUAAGCAUGUGUUUCCAAUUGCAAGAGAGAAGACAGUCACUGCCAGACGCCUCAGCUUAUUUCCUGCCAGGACAAAGUGAUCUGGCAUUGAAAUUCAACUUGCCUGAUCUCCCCCCAACAUUGGGACUAGUCAGAAGGACCUCUACACAUUAAUCCCUGCCGAUAUCCUAAUGCGCAUGGACCAGAGAGGUUGGAUUUUUCCUGUCUGACCCCCAAUGUUUCCCGCUUAGAUAAGCGGCGCCGUAUGUGUAUGACAGCCACUUAUCUGCCCUGUCAGAUAAAAUAGGAUUAAGGGCUUGUUCACAUCACUGUUAUGGAUUCUGUCAUUGUUUUCGCUUUCAACGGAAAAUAACGGAAUCCAUAAGACGGAAGUCAAAACGAAAGCCUUGAAGAGGCAUUCCGUUUUGAUCUUUCGCAAUACAAGUCGGUGGGCAGUCCUGCAUAACGAAAACCAGGACGGAUGCGUUAUGCUGCCUAUAGACUUGUAUUAUGAUGGAUUUCCGUCAUAAUAGAAGUCUACGGGCAAGCAUAACGGAUCCGUCUGGUUUCCGUUAUGCAGAACGAAAAAAAAGUCCUGUCGACAGGUUUU